This is a messenger RNA of Meleagris gallopavo (turkey), 4634 nucleotides long. It is a transcript of the gene NR1D2, whose product is annotated as nuclear receptor subfamily 1 group D member 2. Gene Ontology annotation, molecular function: RNA polymerase II cis-regulatory region sequence-specific DNA binding; nuclear receptor activity; zinc ion binding. Gene Ontology annotation, biological process: hormone-mediated signaling pathway; positive regulation of transcription by RNA polymerase II; cell differentiation. NCBI's taxonomy places the organism in Eukaryota, Metazoa, Chordata, Aves, Galliformes, Phasianidae. The record is from RefSeq and is a predicted model, not a curated record.
CUGCCUGUCUGCCCCUGUGUGCCCCUGGCACCUCCUGCCCCGCAGCGCCCUGAGCCUGGCUGCCUGCUGCCCUGCGUGGGGCGCUUCCAGCACACCUCCUGUGGGUGGCUGCGGUGCCGAGGAUCGUGAGGAACAGCAGGCAGGUGUCUGGUGGUUAUCUGGGUUGACUCCUGCUCACCAAGUGGCACAUGGGGUGUGAGGCCUUUAGUAGGGAAAGUGAAUGUUAGAGGAGGAGCAGACUGGUAGCACUGGCAUUGGAAUGUUAAGAGGGCUGUUGGAACACUUCAUUGUUUUUAUCAACCGUAACUCAACUCAACAUUUCUCGCCGUGAGCAACAGCUCUUCCUGGGAUCCCAGGAUUGUGUAACAGCACAGCAGCUUUGGGCUGUGGGGAGGGAGGCUGGUGGAGGGGGUGACGCUCAGACCCCUGUAUCGCCUCUGUCUCUUGGUCAGGGGCUCCACUGCCACAGAUGUCUCUUUCCUUCAAAGAAAGUCAGUGCAUGGCCAUUGUUGCAAUCCUCCAUUCUUUCUUGUGUGUGGCACUCCUUGCUCCAGUCUGAAGAGUUUUCUCUGCAAAGACACCUAGAGCAACGCUUGCAUGGAACCAAGGAGAUAGAUAGAAUCAUGGAAUUGUUUGAGUUGGAAGGGACCUUUAAAAGUUAUCUCCUCCAGAUUCCCUGCAGUGUACAGGGACGUCUACAGCUAGAUUGGUUGCUCAGAGCCUGGUCCAGCCUGACCUUGCUGGCUGUCAUUUCUUUAAACAGUUGCAUGGCUUUUGCUGCUGAACUUCUGUGUGUGAAAUAUCAAGUGCUUUUGUACUGACUUUUGAAAUAGUGAGUCUUAGUGGCAAACUCAGGUGAAGUGAAAACAAUUUCUCUUCUUAACAAGCAAAAAAAAGGAGCACAACUGCUUCCAUGUCUGCCUGAGGACAAAAAGCUGUUUCAUCCUCAAGUGUCAGUCUGCAAGCGUCUCUGUCCUCCUGUGCCCUGCACAGAGCAAGCAGCUGGAGUUUCUUUGCUAUUAGAGGUGCUGCAAGAGCUUGCAGUAGGACACAUGACAUUAAAUAGGCUAACCAGGCUGCAGUGCUAUUUCUUUCCUUUGCCUGCUUCUUCCCUUCUGCAUCAUGAGCACCUCCCAGCCCUUCCUUUCUGUGCCUCCGGUUUCCAGCCUGCGUGCUUUGCCCUAUUUCUGUCCCCAACCUAGCCUGUUUGCUUUCUGAUCCGCAGCUGUAAGAUCGUGCCUUUUCCCCAGCCUCCACGUGCGCUCCAGACAAGGUCUGCUCACAGGGCACCCGGGGAACCCCCCUCCCUGGGCCUCGUGCCCUGUCCCCGUUGCCUGUUCUGCCCGCACGCAGCUCGCUGCUCCGCCUGUCUCUUUAUCUAAUCUCAAACUGAGGGUGGCUGCUGCAGCAGGGAGGCGGAUGGGUCAGAUCUGGAGGUCAGUCGCUGCACACGGAUGGGGAGGAAAGGAGCACGAGGGAGCGCUGGAAGGGAGUGCGUCCAGGAACACGUGACAGCUGGGUCUGGCGGUGCUGGGUCAUGGCGUGGCUCACAUGGCCGUGGUGCAUGUCUGCUUGUUAUGUCACUACAUGCCGCCUUUUUUUCUUGCCUUAGGGGGUGUGAUAGCUUACAUCAGCUCUUCGAGCUCAGCAUCUAGCCCAGCCUCAUGUCACAGCGAGAGCUCAGACAGUGGUUUCCAGUCAUCCUCUUCGCCUGUACCAUCUUCUCCGAACAGCUCCUCCUCGGAAAGCAGCUGCAAUGGUCGGAGCAGCGAGGGCUCUGAUGGGGCACCAAAGAGUGACCGGCUAGAGGAGACUGUUAAACCGAGCCAGUCGGGUGUUGCUGGCUUGACAAAAGGCCAUAACGGAGUCACAAAAUUCAAUGGAAUGGUUCUUCUUUGCAAGGUCUGUGGAGAUGUUGCUUCAGGAUUUCAUUAUGGUGUUCAUGCCUGUGAGGGCUGCAAGGGUUUUUUCAGAAGAAGCAUUCAGCAAAACAUCCAGUAUAAGAAGUGCUUGAAGAAUAACAACUGCUCUAUAAUGAGAAUGAAUAGAAACAGAUGCCAGCAGUGUCGUUUCAAAAAGUGUCUGUCUGUUGGAAUGUCAAGAGAUGCUGUUCGAUUUGGCCGCAUUCCUAAACGUGAGAAGCAGAGAAUGCUGAUUGAAAUGCAGAGUGCCAUGAAAACCAUGAUGAACAGUCAGUUCAGCGGUCACUUACCCAAUGAAGCAUUAGCUGAACAUCAAGAUCAAGCACCUCAAGAAGACCUUUCCUCUAAACCCAAACAAGAGCGGGAAACCCUCAAAAGCCCUUCUCCUCCUCCUAGCUCUGACAUGGCUAAGGAAGAGGUGAUUGGUAUGGUCACUAGGGCCCACAAAGAUACUUUCAUGUACAACCAAGAACAGUCUCAAAACCCAGCAGAGAUGAUGCAGUCCCAGAGUGGGGAGAGGGUGUCAAAAAACACUGAACAGUAUAUGUUGAGCAGCGAGCACUGUGUUAGUGGGCUCAGUGGCCCUCAGUACCCUGAAAGUGAGCAGCACCUGGGCGGACAGUACAAAGGGAGAAGCACAAUGCAUUACCCAAGUGGGCAUGCCAUAUGUUUCACAAACGGCCACUGCAUGAACUUCACCAAUGGUUACACUCAGCGGCUGUGUGAUAGAAUCCCAGAAGAUGUCUUUUCUCCAAACAGAAACACCACUUAUUCUUGCAGCACUGGAGGAAGAAUGCAUCUGGUCUGCCCAAUGAGUAAGACUCCCCAUGUGGACCCAAACAAGUCUGGCCAUGAAGUCUGGGAAGAGUUUUCCCUGAGCUUUACUCCUGCAGUGAAAGAAGUGGUGGAGUUUGCCAAGCGCAUCCCAGGGUUCCGAGAUCUCUCACAACAUGACCAGGUUAACCUUCUGAAGGCUGGGACCUUUGAGGUUUUAAUGGUACGGUUUGCAUCUUUGUUUGAUGCAAGGGAACGUACUGUCACCUUCCUUAGUGGAAAAAAGUACAGUGUGGAUGACUUGCAUUCAAUGGGAGCCGGUGAUCUGCUCAAUUCCAUGUUUGAAUUUAGUGAGAAACUAAAUGCCCUGCAACUUAGUGAUGAGGAGAUGAGUUUAUUUACAGCGGUUGUCCUGGUAUCUGCUGAUCGCUCUGGAAUAGAAAAUGUCAAUUCUGUGGAGGCACUUCAGGAAACGCUAAUCCGUGCAUUAAGGACCUUAAUCAUGAAAAAUCACCCAAACGAAGCCUCUAUUUUCACAAAACUUCUUUUGAAGUUACCUGACUUGCGUUCCUUAAACAACAUGCACUCUGAAGAACUCUUGGCCUUCAAAGUUCACCCAUAGGCCUUUAGGUUUCAUUUGUACCUGGACUUGCCUCGUGUUAAACUGUUUCGUGCUAAAAUAUGUAUUUAUACAGUUGUACCACUUGCUGGAGAGAGUUCACAGACUGUGAGCAAUUGAUAGCUGUUCCAUAACCAUGCAAUAAUGCUUCAGCAGGUGCUUUCAGCUAACAUCAGUGCAGCAUUCAGAGUCCUCCAAGACAUCCAGACCCAGCUGUGCUGCACUUUUGUAGCAGAGGUUGCAAUGAGCCUGAGUAAAUAUGGACUAUUCUUUCACUUAGAAAAAGAACCACCACUGCCCUCUCAUGUAAACUGAACGCAGAAUAGCUACGUGUACAUAUGGAAUGUGGAAUGGGGGGAACAAUCCUGUGUUAAUAGGAAAAUCAGAGAGCUGAUUUAAUUGGUCUUUCCCUUAUCUAAUAUAUGUAUGUCUGUGUCUCUUGAUAAUUCACUCAUGGUUUCACUGUUGUUAUUCCAUUAAACCUGAUGGAAUGAUUUCAGCCUGCACCAACUCUUCACUGAGCGUGUUCAUGCCAUGUGUAUAUAAUAUAAAUAGCUAAGUAAUGGGUGUUUAUGACUAUAAAGUACAGAGUUGUGUGUAUAUAUGUGUAUGUAUAUAAAUAGUUCUAUACAUAAAGUAUACAUAUAAUUUCUUCACAAUAUUUUAAACUGUGAAGGAAUUUAAACUUACAAAAGAAGGUGAUCUAUGGAAAGAACCAAAUAGAUGCACUUUGCAUUUUGCUGAACUAAUAAUCUGAACAUUUCUACUUUUUAGAAAACAUCAAGUUUGCAUUAAUAAGCUGUGUUUGUUAAUUUAAAAAAAAAUACAUACAUAGAGUGGCACCAGAGGGGCAGAGUCAGAUUCCAUUUCUGGAAUGGCUUCUCGAGAAUAUUCAGUGGAGACGGUGGUUCAUGGUACUACUGAAGUUGGUUGUCCAUGGCCACUGAGGUUUGUACACUCUCUUAAUGCUUAAAGAAGCACCAGGUGCUCUUUAAAAAAACUUCAGCACAGCCAGAAAGAAAAUAUCAGAUGAAUAAUAGCAUUUGAGGAAAAAAAAAAUAUGUUCUAAUGCUUAUCCAUAAUUGCAUUUGGGGUGUGUGUGUGUUCUGUGACCGUUUAUUUCUUACCAUGUGUCAUUUUGCUGCUUCAUCGCUAAAUGAGAAUUUAAUAUAGGAAUGGGAGAUUCCCUGUGUCUCUUCACAGUCCAGACUUUGUGGUUCCCAUGCCUGUUCUUCGGGAGCUCUACACUUCUGUGUGUACGUAUGCGUGUAUGUGCAAGGAAGGUGCACUGGAUGGUCUGGAUAUUUUUCUUAAAAAAA